AUGGAAGACGAUUUGUUAAUGUCCUUCUUGUCAGUGACUGGUGAGACCGAUCCAGAAAGCGCACAACAUUAUCUAGAGGCUGCAAACUUUGACUUGCAAACUGCUGUCGAGCUAUUCUUUUCAAAUCAACACCAGCCUUCCUCUAGAUCAUCUGCCACAACAACAAAAACCACUUCCGAUGAAAUUAGAUCACCUAUCCCGCAGCAAGCAUCAAGGCUUUACGAUUCAUUCCAACAUCAACAUGAUUAUCAAGGCUUUGGUAGUAGUAACUACAAUUAUCCAUCCUAUAUGCAAAAUUUUAACAGCUAUAAUCAAAGAGGACAAAACCAACAAUUCCAAUCUGCAUCAAGACUAACGAAUUCUGGUGAUGAAUUUUCGGAAAUGUUCAAAAAGCCAGAAAUUGUAUUCAAAGGCACUUUUGAAGAGGCUAAACAAACAGCAGAAAUGGAAGGCAAGUGGUUGAUUGUUGAGAUACAAAAGGAUGAUGUGUUUGAUUGUCAUCGAAUGAAUAGAGACACUUGGGGUAACGAACUUGUCCAGGCUGUACUUUCUCCAUUCUUUAUUUUGUGGCAAGCUGAUGAAGGUACAAACCAGGCUACAUUUUUCAAGGGUAGAUAUCAAGUGUUUAGUUAUCCAUUUGUUUGUGUCAUUGAUCCUAGAACUGGAGAGAAUGUAAAAACAUGGGCUGGAAAAUUUAUUGACGCAUCAACCAUGGUUGACAGUCUUCAGAAUUUUGUAGACAGCCAUUCUUUAUUGGAUCACCUUCCUUCUCCUUCACCCAGUACUCUUCAUGCACCCAAUCCUUUUGAACAUGUUCAGAUUCCAACAGUUUCUUCUCAAAACCGUCCUAUCAACACCGAAACUAUGGAUGACGAAGACGAACAAUUAAGAGCAGCUAUUCAAGCCUCGAUUGAGGAAGCCACAAAGAUGAAUACCUCAGCCGACGAAGAUGUUCAAAUUAUUGAAAAUCCCUCUCAAACAACUACCUCUAACACUACCACUCAACAGCCAACCUCUCAGCCUAUUGUUGAACCUGCAGAUAAGAAGAUAAACGUUUCAGAUUAUCUUACAGAGCAAGGAGAUACCACCAGAAUUCAAAUUAGAUUUCCAGAUGGAAAAAGAGAGGUUAUUAAGAUUCUUAAGAAUGCUCCUCUUGCAGCAAUUUAUGCAGUGUGUAGACAAAAAUUGCAAGGAAGUUCCAUUACAUCUUUUGUUGUCACGUACUUGGACAAGACUCAAAAACAAAAGAAUGUCGACAACACUUUAGAUAGAACAUUGAAUGAUGAAGGUCUAUCAGGCGUUGCCUUAUCUGUAGUUCAAGAAUAA
Messenger RNA from Naegleria lovaniensis, 1326 nucleotides. RefSeq lists its product as uncharacterized. Gene Ontology annotation, cellular component: nucleus. Gene Ontology annotation, molecular function: ubiquitin binding. Gene Ontology annotation, biological process: proteasome-mediated ubiquitin-dependent protein catabolic process. The transcript has a single exon. The record is from RefSeq and is a predicted model, not a curated record. NCBI's taxonomy places the organism in Eukaryota, Heterolobosea, Eutetramitea, Acrasida, Naegleriidae. The coding region runs from base 1 to 1326 and encodes 441 amino acids.